AUGCUCUGGUGCUUCCUGGGGGUUCAGAUCGUGUGCGAUGAGUUCAUGGCCGCCAUCGAGGAGAUCACCAGCAAGACCAAGACGGUAAAGUGGGUAGCACCGGACGGCGUCCAGCGGACCAUCCCCGUCCGUGUCUGGAACGCCACGGUGGCGAAUCUGACGCUCAUGGCUCUGGGCUCGUCCGCGCCAGAGAUCCUUAUCAGUGUGAUCGAGCUUGUGACUGGCGACUGGUCCGCGGGCAGGCUCGGCCCGUCCACGGUGGUCGGCAGCGCCGCGUUCAACCUCUUCGUCAUCACCGGG
This is a messenger RNA of Prorocentrum cordatum, 300 nucleotides long. The record is from the annotation of a GenBank genome assembly. Lineage: Eukaryota; Dinophyceae; Prorocentrales; Prorocentraceae.